UGUAGUUGUGCUCUAAGAAGCCUCGCAUCCGAUGACAAAACCAACACCCCGUUCUCCUUGUCUGAUGUUCCGGAGAGUUCCAGCCCUGGGAUGUAUGAAGGCAAACACAUCCACUACUCGGAGGUGGACCACAAGCCUCUGUGUUCAUAUAGUCCAAAGUUGUGCAAGCAACGCAGGCUAAAUGGUUACGCUUUCUGCAUCCGCCAUGUGCUUGAAGACCGGAGUGCCCCCUUUAGGCAGUGCGAAUAUGUAGCCAAGUACAACAGCCAACGAUGCACCAACCCAAUACCGAAGGCUCAAGACCGCAAGUAUUGUAACAGUCACCUGCAAGUUAUGGGUGUCCUCCCCAAAAAGGAGCGAAAGAAGAAGCAAGAUACCAUAGAGUCUUUGGCCCUAAAUAUCACUGUUCCAUCUCUGGCUCUGAAGACUCACAACGGGCUUGAGCAUUUAUCCCCACCACCUUCCCUGGCUUGUCUGCUCCCAUCAGAUCCAUUUGCCUUUUAUAGGCCAGAUAAAAUGCUUAAAGUAAGUGACACGAUUUUAAAGAAGCCCCAGGAGAGCCAAGCUAUGAGUCAGAAAAAGCAAGAUCACAGUGUGGAUCCAGCCCUCCAGAAACAUCCAGGAUUGUCUUCUCUUUCCUCCACCCAUGCACGUCCUUGCCUCAUUCCUCCACAGACUGGAAGAACCACAGAAAAACCUUUAACUCCCUCCUCCCCAUGCGCACCAACUCCGCAAACCCCCACACUCCAGCCAGGGUCAUUAUUUAAAACUUCAUCACCUCUUCAGGCCAGCCAGCAGGGCUCCAGAGAAAAAGCUUCAUUCGAUCACAAAGUUAAUCUGAACCUCAAUCAUGAAUUUGGCAAAAAGGUCCUCCAUGGAGCUUCAAACCGAGAUGACGCGGGUAGACAUUUAAUAACAACGAAUUUGGUUGCCAUGAGACAAGCUCCACGAUUGAGGCAGUUGCAUAGAGUGAUGGACCAGCAAAAGAGGCAAUACCAAGAUCUGAACUCUCAUUUAGCUUGCGUUCUAGGCCUUGACUGGUCAGAAGAAAGUGAAGAGGAGGAUGGAGACUUGGGAAAACUAGUGUCAUAUCAGUGCCAGAGACUACAAGAGAAACACUUUGAGAAGAGUGCCAGCAGUCCCCGCACUGAACGUCUGGCAAACUUCUGCUCAUACCUGAGACAAAAACACAAGCACCUCUGGAGGGAGCAGAAGGACUUCAGGAGGGAAAGGAAAUCCCAGCAUGCCCUUCGAAAAGCCCUGCUGCAGGCAGCCAGAGAUGAACCUCACCACACCGCACAGCUUAUUCAGGAACAAAAUAAAGAGACCUCCACGCCCUCCAGCACUGCAGUAGCACCUGGAGUGGCAAACUCAGGUUUGUGUUUGGCUGUCGUAAAAGGCGAAGAGUGCAGAAAUCCAGCCUUACCGUUCUCCAGGCACUGCUUUCAACAUAUCCUACAGAACCGAUCUCAGCAGCUGUUCUCAAGCUGUACAGCUCGCUUCGCAGAUGGAGCUCAGUGCUCCAUCCCUGUCUUUGACAUCACACACCAGACACCGCUUUGUGACGAGCACGCCAAGAAAAUGGACAAUUUCCUUCGAGGUGACAUCAGUCGCAGAACGUACCACCACCACCAGCAGAUUCAGAGGCACCGGCCACUGAAGAAACCCAAGCCUCCACCUCUCAGUAAGAAACAUAAAAAGAAAAGCAAGAAGGGAGUAUCACGGCGUCCUCAGAAACCCAUUCCCCCCGCGCUGCCCCAGGGCAACUUGGGCAUGCCGUCCAUCUUGUGCCUGCCCACUCAGCCAUCUGGCAUAAGGAGCCCUUUAACUCCUGAUCUGAGUGCGGAUGAAUUUCCUGAUGACAUCAACGACAUUAGUGACAUUCCACAUGACCUGGAGUUGAAUCAGGAGGAUUUCUCAGAUGUUCUACCUCGACUCCCGGAUGACCUUCAGGACUUUGAUCUUUUUGAAGGAAAGAACAGUGAGCUGUUGCCCACCUCUGAAGAAGCAGAGGAACUCGUUCGUGUUCUCCAGGCCAUGGGCUCGUACCCAGAAUCCCUCGCAUGUCUCAGUGGAAUUGCUGAGCUUGGUCCUGUAGAAGGUGUUGAUUGUCGUAACAUGUCAGGAGGAGUUGUGGAUCUACUGAGCGCACGGCUAUCUGCCGACACGCUUUCCAACUUGGAGCUGGACGCCAGUCUGCUCCCCACUUCGGAAGAUGCUUUCCCCCCAUCACCUCCGUCGCCACAACCCCCUCUCACUCCCCCAUCCUCCGUGGGUCACCUCACAGACAGCACAUACCCACAGAGGCAAUCUCACCUCCUGUCUAAGUUGGACAACUCCAAAGCAGAUCUAAGUGAUCUGCCGCUUGACAAGGACGAGGACAUCUCUCGUGGCUCCUGGGGCGUUCUCACACUUCCCCUCAGUGACUCCGCCCAGUUUCACAGCCUUAUUGCCUCAGACAGACUGCUCAUGUCUACGGCGCUCUCAACGCCCCUGACCCCUGUAUCCUCAGCCCCCUGCCACCCCAGUUUGUCCCUCUCUGCUUUGCCUCAGAGCAGUCAGACUCAGAGUGCAUCACCAACAUCAGAGCUCCUCUGCCCCAGCCAAGCCAAGCACCCUCCCCCCACUGUUCAACCACUGUGGGAUCCCAUCGGACUUCCAGCCACACCACAGUACACCGGCACCCUCUAUGGACCAGGCCUGAAUUGCAGGCAGAACCAAUAUUUCCAAUGAUCUUCUAUAUAGCCACAGUAUUCAGGGAACACGUUGCAGAUGAUUUUUGUUUCAUUCUGUCUGUCUGAGUUCCUCAACCACCCCCACACGAAAAAGCACGUCAAGCAAUAACUUUCUCGUCAGCUUAAAAUAGCUGCUUUUUUCUAAAGCAAACCGAUAAAUAGAUGGAUUUUAGCCAUUAAUAUCACUUGUAUCCUUAAAUGCAUAUUUAAUAUAUUUAUAGAGUAGCAGUCUGCACAGAUAGUUUUAUUGAUGAGUGCAAAUGUUUGGUGAAAAUGUGGUCAUUGUUUAGAGAGAACUGGUCAGGUUUGUCAGUGGCAAACAUACGAGGGCAGAUGUCAUGGUCGUAUCACUAUUCGUCCCGUGUUAUGAUUAAAAAGCUCACUGUUUUGGCAGAUAAGUGUUCAUGUGCUUUUAGUAGAGGUCAUACUAUGGGGUCUUGCUGUAGGUGUAAGUGCCUGCCAUAAAAGCUACUGUAUGUUACACCUUUAUAACCAGUGUAUUCUAAUUCAAGAAACAGUUAUGCUUAGUAAAAAAAAAUAAUGCAUAUUUUACUCCUAAAAGUUACAAAAGUAGCAUUUCCUUCCCUGUUUUUGGCUAAUUCACAUUACAAUACAGUUACAUGAGGGUGUUAAACUUCGAUUCUGAGUGUUUGAUGUGCUCCUGUGAGGCGUUUAGCGAUAGCAUUUGUGGGAACUAAAUGGUGUUAAGCUAUAGUCAGUUACUCGUCAUGGCUUUUAAAGAGAAAUAGUUUUGACGCCGUUAUCCUCACGUCUACGUUUCAUUCACUUGUAUGUUUUUGCAGGUGCUUUUUUACCAAAGUGGCUUACACGAAAGCCUCUUAAUAUCCACAUCUGAAAAAUAUUAUCUCACUUAACCAAUAUAGUAAAAUCAUGUUUGAGCAGUUGAAAUUUUAAAGUGAACAGUUAACGUUUAAUAACGAUAUCGAAUUAAGGUGUUUGGCUAGAUUUGCCGUCGUAACAGAUAAUGCUGCUUUUACCAACAGGCAUACUGACAGAUGAUAUCCAUGCACACCGAGGGUCGUCUCGUACUUUUUUAUACUUGUAUUCACUGAAUGUAUCGAGUCAACAAAAACAGUUUAUUAUAAAAUGUUAUGGUCCUCUUGUUCAAGGUAUUUUUAUGUAUUGACAUGUUUACUUUUGUUACUUAAGUGCUUGGAUGUGGGUGUGUGUGUGUGUGUAGACAAUGUGUAAGAGAAAUUCUAUUUGUUUUAUUCGAAAUGUGUGAAUUAAAACUGCUAUGAUCAUGA
Messenger RNA from Paramisgurnus dabryanus, 4003 nucleotides. RefSeq names its product INO80 complex subunit Db (gene ino80db). NCBI's taxonomy places the organism in Eukaryota, Metazoa, Chordata, Actinopteri, Cypriniformes, Cobitidae. Gene Ontology annotation, cellular component: nucleus. The record is from RefSeq and is a predicted model, not a curated record.